AUGAAGAUUGAAGGCCGUACUUUCAUCAUUUCAGGCGGCGCCUCCGGCCUGGGACAAGCUUGCGUAGAGGAAAUAUGCAAGAAUGGGGGAAAUGUCGCCAUCCUGGACAUGAACGAGGACCUUGGUAACGAGCUAGUCGCCAAACUAGGCUCCUCGGCCAAGUUCUUCGUCUGCGAUGUCCUCGACACCAAGAGCAUCGAGGCCGCCGUCCAGGGCACCGCCGAGUGGGUGAAGCAGACUGGCAAAGCCCUAGGCGGCGUCAUUCCGGCCGCCGGUGUGGGAAAUCCGGCAACGAUCCUCGACCGUGACGGCAAUCCCUUCAGCUUGGACGACUGGGACUUUGUCCUCAACAUCAACCUCCGCGGGACCAUCGAUCUCACGCGUCAGGCUCUCGCUCUUCUGGCCAAAAACGAGCCCUCCGCGCCGGACGGCGAGCGCGGCGUCGUCAUCAUGGUCGCCUCGUCAGCCGCCUUUGACGGCCAAAAGGGCCAGGUCGCCUACGCCGCCAGCAAGGGCGCCGUCACCGCCAUGACUCUCCCCAUGACCCGCGACCUCGCCCGCUUCGGCAUCCGCGUCGUGACCAUUGCCCCCAGUCUGUUCGAGUCCCGUAUGACAGCAGUCAUGGGUAAGAAGGUCCGCGCCAGCCUCGAGCGCGCCAUGGAGUUUCCCGUCCGCGCGGGAAAGCCCGAGGAGUUUGCCGCGUUGGCGAGGCAUGCUAUUGAGAACGUCAUGCUCAACGGGACGGUGCUUCGUCUGGAUGGCGGUAUGAGAAUGCCGAGUAAAUUGUAG
This is a messenger RNA of Colletotrichum truncatum, 789 nucleotides long. Its product is annotated as 3-hydroxyacyl- dehydrogenase. The record is from RefSeq and is a predicted model, not a curated record. Lineage: Eukaryota; Fungi; Ascomycota; Sordariomycetes; Glomerellales; Glomerellaceae.